CUUUUGUCAUGUCCUUCUAGUUUCAGCCGUCCGGCAAUGAGAAAUGGGCUUUUUCCGGCGACUCUUCGGCCCAAAAAAACCCAAAAAGAAGACUAACAAGGCCGACGCCUCCACUUCAGCUUCUCAAGAAUGGGGCGGCAUGGACGCCAACAAGCACGCCAUAGCGGUAGCCGCAGCUACUGCCGCCGUGGCCGAGGCAGCUCUCGCGGCGGCUCAUGCGGCGGCGGAGGUUGUCAGGCUCACUAACGGCGUUGGGACUUCCGGGAACAACGUUAGCUUACCUGUUAACGUCCGCCGUCACCGCAACCUCGCCGCCGUUAAGAUACAGUCAGCUUUCCGGAGAUACCUGGCAAGGAGGGCUUUAAGGGCACUGAAAGCACUGGUGAAACUUCAAGCAUUGGUGAGAGGCCACAUAGUAAGGAAACAAACGGCAGACAUGCUCAAGCGCAUGCAGACACUGGUUCGACUCCAGGACCGUGCACGGGCAACUCGCUCACUCAUGUCAGAGUCAGUACAUUCUAGCAGCAAAUCCUCCCUGUCUUACAAUCCUCUCCCAGAAAGUCCUGACAAAAUUGGAUACCAGCAACGUGUUUAUAGUAGCAAAUUUGAUGGGCCCUCUUUGCUGAAGAGGUGUGGUUCAAAUUCAAAGGUGAGAAAUACCACCAGUCUGGACAGAAGACGUCUGGCCUCAUCAGGAUGGUUAGAUCGGUGGAUGGAAGAAAGUGUAUGGAACAACAGCCGUGAUGCUUCAUCACUGAGAUAUGUGCAAGCAGAUAGUGAGAAGGUUGACAAAAUCCUUGAAGUAGAUACUUGGAAACCUCACUUGGGCUCCCAACGAAAUGCCAGAGCUUUUCAAACCGCACAGCAUGUUAUGGUUUCGGAUAAUAAUAGUCCAUUGUUUAUGACAUUUGAUUCCCCGUCCAAGCGCACAACAAAAGAACCAAGUUUGAUUCCAAGUCAAUCGUCCAUGGAUUACUACUCAUCAAACUCUUUGAAAUAUCCUAUAGGAAAAGAUGAAGUAGUGGCUUCAAGAACUGCAGAGAACAGCCCACAAGCAUUUUCUGCCUCAUCGAGACCUGGAAGUAGGAGUGCUAGAAGAGCCCACUUCUCGCCAACAAGGAGCGAGUACUCGUGGGGUUUCUUUAGCAGCUAUGCCGGUUACCCUAGCUACAUGGCUAACACGGAAUCAUCCCGGGCUAAGGUUCGGUCACAGAGUGCUCCAAGACAAAGGCUUGAAUUUGAGAAAUAUAGUUUGACAAAAAAAUCCAUCCAAGAGUUUUGUGAAGCAGGCACAUGUUCAGAAACAGGUUUAGCUCAAGAUGCUGAUUUCAGGACUAAAGCCUUUCUGAGCUCUAGCCACUCAAACAGGAUCCGGUGAUAGCUGAUAUCUCCAUGUUUUUCUAUGUGUGUAUGGCGGUAAAUGUUUUGAGUCUUAACUAGCUGCCCUUGAUGUACAAACCAAGCUUUGGCUCCAUGGAUGUCAAAAGCUUUUCCAGAACUGUUACUGAACCUUCAUGAUUACACCUCGGUUGUGAUGUAAUAUUAAU
This is a messenger RNA of Fragaria vesca subsp. vesca, 1547 nucleotides long. RefSeq lists its product as uncharacterized. The coding region runs from base 44 to 1378 and encodes 444 amino acids. The record is from RefSeq and is a predicted model, not a curated record. NCBI's taxonomy places the organism in Eukaryota, Viridiplantae, Streptophyta, Magnoliopsida, Rosales, Rosaceae. Gene Ontology annotation, molecular function: protein binding. The transcript is spliced from 4 exons.